UUUGCACAAUGUUUUUUGUCCAUGAAACACCAGAGAUUAUUGAUAAUGUUCAAUUCAUCAAAUUAAAAAGCAAAGAAGGUCUUGCAUAAGAAGAUCAGUAGUUCUUAUAAGAGUUGGAAAAGUAAUAAUCCUAAUCUAUUUGUUAGAUCAAGGAGUGAGGUUAAAUACAUAUUAACUCAUUAAAACAUAAAAACUUUAGUUGAAAAUCGAGUAUCAUUAUUGACAAAGAAAGAUGCUCUUGAUAAUUAUCUCAAGACUAAUGUUGAUAUGGUAUGAUAAUACAAUAUUUUAUAGAUGAGAUUAUACCUAAUAAAAAUUAAGGAACAUCCAAGAUUCAGUUAUAAGCUGACAAUAAAUAAGAAAUAAUAACAAUACAAAACCGAAUCAAUAAAUAGUAUAAAUAGAAUAUAUUAAAAUUAUAGCUGCUGAAGAAGCAUGCGGAUGUGAAAUUGUGAUGGUCAGAUAUAUGUAUUUAUUGGGAUUCAAUAACUCUGCAACUCCACAUGUCUUAAGACUAAGAUAUUCAAUGCUAUCCACUCCAAAUAAUAUCGAUUUAAAUGAUAUAUAAGAAGGUCUAAAAGUUGUAUCAGCUGGAUGGAUGCCUUUUUAAAGGUUAUGCAACGUCAUGGAUGAUUUAUUGCAUUUCCUUGUCACAAAACAACAGUAACUGAUUCCUGAACUAAAAAUGACAACCAUUUUUUCUUUUAAAUUGUUAAUAGAAUGCAACAUGAAUUUCUUUUAUUUAGAAACUUUCAGACUUCAAAAAUAAUAUGAAAGCAUGGUCAGAGUUUGUAAGUCAAGUUAUACUAAACUAAUUGAUGCCCAUAAUAGAUUAUCUCAAAUUAAAGAUGAAAUACAUCCAGAAAUACUUGAAUUUUGUUUGAGUGGAUAGAAAUAUUUUAAAGUUUAUGGCAUUUGGAGUAUUUUAUUAAAAAAUGAGAGUGACAUACUAUUUGAUAGAACUAAAAACAAAAGCUAUACCAUUCUGACUGCUGAAUGCUAUAAAAUUGCUAAUCAAAUUGUAUAAACUGCUUAAGAAAUCUCCUCAAUCAAAAACAUUAACGAAUAUGAUAAAUUCACUUUAGGAUUUAUCUAAAAUGUCAUCAAUCCAACUUUAUAAAAAUCUUUAUCAGUCUAUAGUUAGAGUGCUAAAUAACCAUGUCAGUUACCAGAUUAAUUACUUGUCUAAGCCGAAUCUCUAGACUACACAGAUCAACUCAAAUAAUGAAGUUUCU
Molecule: messenger RNA, 1235 nt
Organism: Paramecium octaurelia
Lineage: Eukaryota; Ciliophora; Oligohymenophorea; Peniculida; Parameciidae
Source: the annotation of a GenBank genome assembly